Messenger RNA from Paraphaeosphaeria sporulosa, 1533 nucleotides. Its product is annotated as MFS general substrate transporter. Gene Ontology annotation, cellular component: plasma membrane. Lineage: Eukaryota; Fungi; Ascomycota; Dothideomycetes; Pleosporales; Didymosphaeriaceae. The transcript is spliced from 5 exons. Bases 1 to 1533 code for a protein of 510 amino acids. Gene Ontology annotation, molecular function: allantoate transmembrane transporter activity; dipeptide transmembrane transporter activity. The record is from RefSeq and is a predicted model, not a curated record. Gene Ontology annotation, biological process: transmembrane transport; dipeptide transport; allantoate transport.
AUGGCAUCGCAUACGGCCCAGGAAAAAGAGAUCGAGGCUAUUCAGCUUUCCCUGCCGGUGCACUCUGAGACAUCAUCGCAGUUCGAUGACGCUUAUGAAACCUACAAGAAGAACCAGGGUGCUCAGAUAGACGCAGCAGAAGCAAAGAGAGUCUUGCGCAAAAUCGACGUCCGCAUCGUCCCGAUUCUGUUCUUCAUCUACCUUCUCCAGUACCUCGACAAGAAUGGCAUCAAUUACGCCAGCGCUUAUGGAUUGAACGAAGGAACAAAGUUGAAAGGACAGGACUUUUCGUGGCUUGGUUCCAUCUUUUAUUUUGGGUACCUUGUAGGGCAGUACCCGUCUGGUUACUUCUUGCAACGCCUACCAAUCGCUAAGUUCUUAGGAUUCACGACAUUGGGAUGGGGCAUCAUCUUGAUGACCACUCCAUUAUGCCACAACUUCGCCGGCAUCGCUUCCAACCGCUUCCUUCUAGGCCUUCUCGAAUCCGCCGUAAACCCAGGAUUCGUUCUCAUCAUGAGCAUGUGGUACACCAGCGCAGAGCAACCCCUGCGACUGGAAGCCUACUACUGCACCAAUGGGAUCGCAACCAUGUUCGGAGGCCUAAUUGGUUACGCUGUAGGCCACAUUAAAUCAGGUCUUCCAAGGUGGAUGUACGUGUUCUUAAUCUUUGGCUCAUGCAGCAUAAUCAUGGGCAUCGUCACGCUGCUCUACCUCCCCGAUCUACCAAGCACCGCGAAAUUCCUGAAAGAACCCGAACGCGUCAUCGCCGUUGAGCGCGUUGCAGGAAACCGCCAAGGCGUAAAGAACAGACAUUUCAAGAAGUAUCAGGCGUGGCAGACGCUGUAUGAUCCCAAGACAUGGAUCCUUUUCGUUAUGGCGACCGGGGCACAGAUCCCGAAUUCAGCCCUCACGAGCUUCAGCUCCCUCAUCAUUAAAUCCUUCGGCGUCGACACCCUCGGCACGCAAUACCUCCAAAUCCCCGGCGGAGCAGUGCAAUUCCUCUCCCUCAUUACCGGCGGCUACAUCUGCACGCGCUUCCCCAACACACGCUGCAUAAUCAUGACAGUCGCUAACCUAAUCUGCAUCAUCGGGGCAUCAAUGCUCGUCGCGCUCCCAUCAUCGAGCAAAUGGGGCCGCCUCGUAGGCCUCUGGCUGUGCUAUUUCCAGGGUCUGGGGUUUAGCAUGAGUCUGACGAUUGUGAGCUCGAAUGUUGCGGGGUAUACGAAGAAACAGUUGACCGGUGCCGCGCUGUUCACUGGAUACUGUGUUGGGAACAUUAUUGGGCCGCAAACGUUCAAGGAUAGUGAGAAGCCGGGGUACCACAGUGCUUAUGUAGCCAUGUUGAUUGGGUAUUCAAUUAAGCUGCUCGCAGUAUUGGUGCUGUAUGCAUAUAUGUGGAGUGUCAAUAAGAAGAGGGACAGGGAGUCGGCGUCCGGGAUCCAUCUGACCGACGAAGAAGAGAAGGCUGCCGUCGAAGCAGGAAUGCUGGACGUGACCGAGCUUGACAACAAAGGGUUUAGGUACAUUUUGUAA